Mesorhabditis spiculigera is the source of this 1461-nucleotide messenger RNA. Lineage: Eukaryota; Metazoa; Nematoda; Chromadorea; Rhabditida; Rhabditidae. The record is from the annotation of a GenBank genome assembly.
AUGAAAAUUGGAGACCGCUUUCGCCUCAAAUCGCUCCCGAAUGACGAAAAUGGCCUUUUCGCCGAUCUGGAGGAGAUGAGCCGCUUCCACGCUCACAAGAUCAAAGAUGGCGUGGCAAGGAAACGCAAGGAAAACCGCCAGCCGCAAAGUUUGAGACGCUACUUCCAGAAUUACAAUGUACUCUACGACAUCCUACAACAAAUCAACACAAGCCAGAGCAAGCCGCCGACGUCUCGGGUCAUUUACUCCGACCUGGCCAAAGCAUACCUAUCAAUUGAUGUGUACCUCUCGGAUCGGUUUGGUCGUUCAUCAUUCAAAAAAAUCUUCCAAGACAGCUCCGUCGCCUUCUUCGCGUCAAGAUUCGAAUACACGGAGGGACCGAAGGACGGCAUAUUUUAUAUCGCCAUUAAACCUGGAGUGCAAAAAAUGACCCCCGAGGAAAUCGAUGAAGAGGUGAAGAAGGCCGAAGGAUCAUUCAUGGGUCCGCCUACCAUCGCUCAGAAUCCGAAGCCACCGGCGCCCGUGGUAAAGCUCGACGAAAGCGCUCUUGCGGUUGCUAGAGGCACGCUGACGCAACCGUUCAAGCCACCUCAGCGUAUCCCCUACACUGAGCCACCGGCAGCCCCGAAAACUCAACAACGCCCGGAAACUAAAAUACCCGACCGUGGUGAGCCGCGACAGAAACAGCAAGAGCCGGUUGCGGACGCAUGGGCCGAUGAUCAACCUGCGGUGCCGGCAGCGGCCGCGCAUUCUACUCUCCAUUUGCAUCGUCAGCAUCCCGGCACGACGCAGGAACAUCUACCGAUGGCACCCCAGUACGACCAACAACCCUUCGGUGGACAAGUGGCGGGAUAUCAUCCGAUUGCAGCCAACCAGGGACAGCCCGGUUUGCAGCCAGCUCCGGAUCGCUGGCGCGGCCCCUCACCAACACUUCCACAUGCUCAGUACCCGCCGCAAAUUCCGCCAUCCUGGGACGGUCAGUUUGGUGCACCACAUGGAAUUGCUGGCAAUCCGAGUUAUGCCUACCUCCCGGGCCAGCCGCCCUAUCCGCCGACCAACUAUUAUGGGAUGCCAGCGUCACAAUAUCCUCCGGCAUUCCCCCAUUACGGUCAUCCGGCUAUGCAUAUGAUGCACCCACCAGCGCCAGUUUACAUGAGCCAGCCAGUGCCCGCAUCGCAUCACGUGCUUUUGCCGUACAGGGACCACUUCAUCGCCAAGAUCUACGAAGCGGUGUUUGAAGCCGGAAAUGCGGGGCAAUACUUGGCGUUGCGCGAUUUGCUUCACCAUCUGACAACGACGCUGCCCCGCGGCUGCUGUGGCGUUCAUCCGUCCGAACUUGGCGCCGCGGAUUGGCCGUCGGUCUUCGCACUCGUGCGCCACCAGGACGGACACCCCGCCAUUCGUCUAUUGCAGCAAGGUGACGAGUAUCUGUUGCAGUACAUCAUGCCGGUGAGCGGUCGA